CGCGUGUUUUGACCAAUCACGGGCUGCUUAAAGAGAAAAAACGCACUUAAAACACUUCAGCCGUAAAACUUCCAGUCACUGUCGUAAACUGUUGCAAAGGAAUCCAAACAAACAUCACAAAGCAGGCGGAUCAAAUCAACGUUUUAAGCUUUUUUUUGACGGUCAUGGCGGCGUCUUCUUCGUCCUCCUCGGCUGGAGGCGUAAGCGGGAGCUCGGUGACCGGCUCCGGGUUCAGCGCCUCGGAACUCAUUCCCCCCAGGAAGGUGCUGUAUACUUACCCUAAAGGGGCCGGUGAAAUGAUGGAAGAUGGCUCUGACAGGUUUCUAUGCGAGUCUGUAUUCAGCUACCAAGUGGCGUCGGCACUCAAGCAGGUCAAACAUGACCAACAGGUGUCCCGGAUGGAGAAGCUAGCGAGCUUGGUGGAGGAGCUGGAAGCGGACGAGUGGCGGUACAAACCCAUCGAACAGCUCCUUGGAUUCACGCCAUCCUAAAUAACUUGGGAUAAAAAAAAGAAUGUUUUAUUCCGUUAAUAUAUGUCUUUUUUAUGCAAAUAUGAGUUGAAAUAUGUUACUGACACAAACAGCGACGCAUUGUUCUCACUGCCACUUGCUUUAACAUGACAACAACAUGUAAAUAAUAAAAUCUUACUGGGA
Doryrhamphus excisus (bluestripe pipefish) is the source of this 653-nucleotide messenger RNA. RefSeq names its product anaphase promoting complex subunit 16 (gene anapc16). Gene Ontology annotation, cellular component: kinetochore; cytosol; anaphase-promoting complex. Gene Ontology annotation, biological process: protein ubiquitination. The record is from RefSeq and is a predicted model, not a curated record. NCBI's taxonomy places the organism in Eukaryota, Metazoa, Chordata, Actinopteri, Syngnathiformes, Syngnathidae.